Molecule: messenger RNA, 1338 nt
Organism: Penicillium nucicola
Lineage: Eukaryota; Fungi; Ascomycota; Eurotiomycetes; Eurotiales; Aspergillaceae
Product: questin oxidase family protein
Exons: 5
Coding region: 1-1338 (445 amino acids)
Molecular function (GO): oxidoreductase activity
Source: RefSeq, a predicted model, not a curated record
AUGACUUCUUCUGCUUCGGCUGUGGCUUCGGCCACGAAGGUCAACCUCGUGCCUGCUACGGACUCGGGGGUUUUCAGUGCUGGUGCGAGGGAGGAUGCGGCGCGGGUUACCAGUGAUCUCUUACAGGAGGAUAUGGAGAAACAUCAUGUUUUCUUCAAUGAUAUAGGCUUUCACAACCACAUACCCCAUCACCUACUGAGUAUCUAUGCUCUGGGUGCCAGGCCUGAGGAUAUCAGGCAUGCCUACAUUCAGAAUUUGAGCUAUCAGAAACCUGCAAUGCCUGUUGAUCAGGCUAUGGUCGAGUCUUUGCGUGAAGUGGAUGGGUUCCGGGAAGGGUUGGGCGAGGGAAAGAAUUAUUCCAAUUAUUUGGCGCUUUUUCAGGCUGAGAUCAACGCCAAGGGUGUUGGAAAUGUCCUUGCGGAAUAUGUGUUCGCUGGAGAUGAGCGGGCUGAGAAUAUGUUGUGUCGCUUGUUUGGUGGCUUGAUUCACCCGCUUAUCCACCUCUGCUUUGGAUUGGAAUUCAAUCAGCCUGCCAUUGUGGCUCAGGGGUUGGCCCAGGCUGCUGUGCAUGAUGACUGGCUUGGUCGCGUUUUUUUCCUUCCGGCGGAGAAGAUGUCUGCUGGUGUUGGUGUGACUGGAAAGAAAUCAUUGCUUGAACUUCUGAAUGAGUGUCGGGCGGAUACGGCCCUCUUUGACAGUGUCAAGUGGGAGGAUUCUAAUAAGAUCAGGGAUGGUGUAAUGACAAGAGCCCCGGAGCAGAUGAUCAAGUAUGCCGCUCAGUUCACUGUUUCGGAAGAUCAAGUGGAAGAAAGACUGGCCGAUAUGAUCAACACAGUCGUCUACUACACCAGCGCCGCACAGCGUCCAGCUCGAGAAAUGAAACUUGAUUUCUUUUUCAUCCACUGUGUCAACUCGUCCAUUUUCCUCUCCAAGAUCACUGACCUUCCAUACCUGGACCAGCGAUCAAAGCUGCGCCUGAUAGAAUGGAAAGGACGCAUCGACCUAUUAAUGUAUGUCUCACGCGGGACGCCAGAGCUCUUCAUAGAUAUGGUCGCCAAUUACCCCAUCAAAGAAGAUUGGCCCCGUAUCUUCGAACGAGCUGUGACCCAUAGCACCGAUGACGGACAUCUAGCCAAGCUGGCCCGAGCAGUGGCACACGGCCAGCGGGUCUGCCAAGGGGUCGAGAAUAAGCAUCCGAUGCCGAUCCAUGGGGAUAUGUGGCUGCGAAUCGGGAACAUCGCUGUCGACUCCACCGUUGGGGAGGGUCAGAAUGGCAUGUGGGUCCGAUCCACUGGCUUUGAUGAGGCUUGGGAGCCUCAGGGACGCGCGCAUAUGUGA